CGCUUCGGAGCGCACGCACUCAGUGAGCAGAGGCGAGAGUGAGCGCGCACAGAGCAUCCACACAGACCGCUGAGAGGAGCGAGUAACGAGCAGACUCUUCAUCCCCACCAUCAGCAGCACCACACUGAAGAACAGCGCCAUGCUCGCUGCCUGCUUGGAGUUCCUCGGCUUGGCGCUGUGCGUCACGGGCUCGCUGCUGGUGAUGGUCGCGUGCGGGCUGCCCAUGUGGAAGGUGACCGCGUUCAUCGACUCCAACAUCGUGGUGGCGCAGACCAUCUGGGACGGCCUGUGGAUGUCCUGCGUGGUGCAGAGCACUGGCCAGAUGCAGUGCAAAGUCCACGACUCGGUCCUGGCCCUGGCGCAGGACCUGCAGACGGCCCGCGCCCUCACGGUCAUCUCCGCCGUGCUGGGGGUCGUCGCCCUCACGGUGACGGUGGCCGGGGCGCAGUGCACCAACUGCAUCAAGGAUGAGACGGUGAAGGCGAGGGUGGUAAACGCCGGAGGGGUCAUCUACAUCAUCAGCGGGCUGUUCGUGCUGGUUCCGCUCUGCUGGAUGGCCAACAACAUCAUAGUGGACUUCCACAACCCGCAGGUGCCCCCGUCCAAGAAGAGGGAGAUCGGGGCUGCGAUCUACAUCGGCUGGGCCGCCACCGCGCUGCUGCUGCUCGGCGGGACCCUGCUGUGUUGCUCCUUCUCUCAGGGGGUGAGGGGCGCCUACCCAAUCAAAUACGCCCCCACCAAGACGAUCACGGCCAAAGGAGACUUCGACAAGAAGUUUUAUGUUUAAUGUAAGACUUUGGUCUCGGAGCAGAGCUGAACUUUCCGCUGCAGAGGUUUGACAUGAUGGUGAAAGAUGCUGUUGGUGCGCUGAAGUGGAGACACGAUGAGCACAUUCAGAGCAUCAAACUUUAAACAUGGACAACUGUCACCAACUGAAUGUCAUUUUUUUUAGCAUCUGUCAGGCAGCAGCAGUUUAUUUGUGCUCUAAAUGCGUUUAAAUCUGCUUGUUUUGCAUCACAAGUCCACUUCAAGUGAAGUUUUAGGAGUGUGUUAAGUAACAAAGUGGAUCAGAGGCUGGGAAGAGUUUCCAGUUUGGCUCAGCUGGCCUCUGAAACGCUGCAGAGCUUCAUUGUAAAGACUUUCCUUUCUCUCCCCGUGGACUCACUCUGUGUUCUGCUUCUGAGAUUCGUUCCCACAGUGAACAUGCAGCAGGCGGCGAAGCCUUCAGACCAAUGUGCACUCAUGUUGUGAUCAAAGGGAGGAAUUUGCAUUUGAAUGCAUGUACAGUGUUUUGUACUUCCUGUCAUUUUUUCUAGUCUUUCAACAGAAAAUCCUUUUUUUAAUAAAGAAAAAACACCAAUCUAA
Molecule: messenger RNA, 1365 nt
Organism: Chelmon rostratus (copperband butterflyfish)
Lineage: Eukaryota; Metazoa; Chordata; Actinopteri; Chaetodontiformes; Chaetodontidae
Gene: cldn5b
Product: claudin 5b
Exons: 1
Coding region: 140-787 (215 amino acids)
Biological process (GO): bicellular tight junction assembly; cell adhesion
Cellular component (GO): bicellular tight junction; plasma membrane
Molecular function (GO): structural molecule activity
Source: RefSeq, a predicted model, not a curated record